This is a messenger RNA of Mus pahari (shrew mouse), 398 nucleotides long. It is a transcript of the gene Atp5mj, whose product is annotated as ATP synthase membrane subunit 6.8PL. The transcript has 4 exons. NCBI's taxonomy places the organism in Eukaryota, Metazoa, Chordata, Mammalia, Rodentia, Muridae. The record is from RefSeq and is a predicted model, not a curated record. Gene Ontology annotation, cellular component: mitochondrion. Bases 85 to 261 code for a protein of 58 amino acids.
GCCCCGCGCGGCGCCUGCGUGCUCUGUGACCUUUCCCAUUCUGUUGCAGAAUUUCGUGUUGCCUGUGGUCUUGGUCCCGCGGAGAUGCUUCAAACCUUAAUUAAAAAAGUCUGGGUCCCCAUGAAACCCUACUAUACCCAGGUUUACCAGGAAAUUUGGGUAGGAGUGGGGUUAAUGAGCCUCAUCGUGUAUAAAAUCAGGAGUGCUGAUAAAAGAAGUAAAGCUUUGAAAGGUCCUGCACCUGCCCAUGGCCAUCACUGAGUGCUCCCCGAGUCCACAAGAUGAAUACGGCGGCUAAACUUGAGCAAGCUUUGUUAGAUGGGAACAUGGAACAUCACUGUACACUUAUCUAAGUACCAUUUAUAAUGUGGCAUUAAUAAAUGCAUCUGUGAAUACCA